Messenger RNA from Periophthalmus magnuspinnatus, 6162 nucleotides. RefSeq names its product serine/threonine-protein phosphatase 6 regulatory ankyrin repeat subunit C-like. The record is from RefSeq and is a predicted model, not a curated record. Bases 106 to 3216 code for a protein of 1036 amino acids. The transcript is spliced from 28 exons. NCBI's taxonomy places the organism in Eukaryota, Metazoa, Chordata, Actinopteri, Gobiiformes, Gobiidae. Gene Ontology annotation, molecular function: protein binding.
GUGGAAAAAGUGCUAAAGCUAAGCUACGUCGGGUCUCGCUCUGUGUCAUGUAGUCAAAAUUACUCCCCUCUGUCUUAAUGAAGGCGAGACGAGGCUGAUUGCAAAAUGGAUUUACGAAACAUCACGGACGAGGCUCCGUUGUUGCAGGCCAUAUUCAGCAGAAACACAGAAGAGGUUGCGUUUCUUUUGAGCCAUAAUGAAGACGUCGAUGCACUGGACGAGGAGCAGAGCACGCCACUUCAUGCUGCUGCAUAUUUGGGUGAUGUCCAGAUAAUGGAACUUCUUAUUUCAUCAGGUGCUGAUGUCAAUGCCAAGGAUCGGUCUCUAUUGACACCUUUACAUCGAGCAGCAGCAUCUAGAAAUGAAAGGGCUGUGGAGUUGCUGCUUAAACAUGGGGCAUUCACUGAGCCACAGGACAAAUACGGACACACGCCGUUGCACAUGGCGGCUGCUAACUGGGCUAUUGGCUCCACAGAGAUCCUCAUUUCUCAUUUAUGCAACGUCGAUGCUCCAGACAAGUUAGGACGCACACCUCUUCAUCACGCAGCUCAUAGUGGACAUACAGAGAUGGUGAGCUUGCUCCAUAAUAAUUCUGCAAAUAUUGAAGCCAAAGACAACAAGGAGAGGCAGCCGGUCCACUGGGCAGCAUAUCUGGGGCAUGUGGAGGUGGUGAAGCUACUUCUCUCUCAGGGUGCUGAUGUGAUGUCCAAAGACAAGCAGGGUUACACACCUCUGCACGCUGCUGCUUCCAGUGGACAGAUUGAUGUCGUCAAAUAUCUGCUCAAACUGGGAGUCGAGACCGAUGAACUGAAUACAUGUGGAAACACAGCUCUGCACGUGGCCUGUCUGAUGGGGCAGGACGCGGUGGCCAAUGAGCUGGUAAACUGCGGAGCAAACAUAAACCACCCAAACCGCAGCGGAGACACGCCCCUGCACCUGUCGGCCGCGUCUUCCAACGGGACCCUGUGUCUCGAGCUGCUCAUUAACAAUGGGGCUGACCUCAGCACACAGAAUAAAGAAGGGAAGAGUCCUUUACAUAUGGCAGCUAUGCACGGCCGCUUCUCUGCAUCUCAGAUCCUUGUUCAAAAUGGGAGUGAGGUGGACAGCGCGGAUUAUUUCGGGAACACUCCACUUCACACCGCAGCUCGGUACGGACAGGAGCUGCUCAUCAGUACACUACUGACCAACGGGGCUGAUAAAAACAGACAGGGCAAUAAUGGGAUGCUUCCUCUCCAUUUAUCAUCACUCUAUGGGUUUCCUGAUUGUUGUCGAAAGCUGCUGUCUCCAGGCCAACUGUACAACAUCAUGCCGCCUUUGAACCAAGAGCAGAUCAGUGGGUUUGAUAUAAACACUCAGGACGAACAUGGGAGGACCUGCCUGCACGCUGCUGCCUCUGGAGGGAACGUUGACUGUCUAAACCUGCUGCUAAACUGUGGUGCUGACCUGGAUGCAAGGGACAAUUUGGGGAGAUCUCCCCUCCACUACGCUGCAGCAAAUGGGAACAGUCAGUGCACCGUGUCCCUGGUCCGAGCGGGGUCAGAGGUCAAUGAGAGAGACCUGAUGGGGUGCAGUCCUCUGCACUAUGCCGCCGCUUCCCUCACCUUCUCUGGAGAGGAGACAGAUGCAGAUCCUGACUCGUAUUUGGAGAAAGAGCGAGAAGCCUCUUUAUGUUUGGAUUAUUUACUGGACAGUGGAGCAGAUCCCACUUUGAAGAACAGUAAAGGAUACAGCGCGGUCCACUACGCUGCAGCUUACGGCAACAAGCAGCAUCUAGAGCUGCUCCUGGAAAUUUCAUUCAACUGUCUGGAGGAAGUAGAAAGUAAUUUUCCUGUCAGUCCAUUGCAUCUGGCGGCGUACUACGGUCACUGUGAGGCCCUGAGUCUCCUUUGUGCGACUCUGGUCAGUCUGGAUGUUCGGGAUGUCCAGGGGCAGACGGCGCUGCACUUGGCUGCUCAGAGAGGCCACUCCUCCUGUGUGAACGUCCUGCUCAAACACCAGGCGUCUUACACAGUCAGAGAACACAGACACAAGAGGACCGCACUACACGCUGCAGCGGCCGAGGGGCACAUGGACUGUCUGCUGCUGCUGGUGAACGGGGAACACAGCGCCGACGUCAUCGACCUCGCAGACACACAGGGACAGACGGCUCUGAUGCUGGCGGCUCUGGGUUGUCACACAGACUGUGUUCAUAUUCUUUUGGAGAAAGGAGCCAAACCCGACACAUCUGACAAGAAGGGCUUCACCGCACUGCACAGAGUGUCCAUGUUGGGCAGUGAGGAGUGCGUCUCUGCUCUCUUGGACCAUGGUGCCUCCGCUCUGUGUCGAGACUCUCAGGGAAGGACUCCACUGCACCUCGCUGCCUCCUGUGGCCACGCGGGGUUACUGCACCUGCUGCUGAAGGCGGCUGUGACCUCAGACCCCCUGGACUCCAUGUUGGACUUCAGAGGAUACACGCCGACGCACUGGGCAGCUUACCAUGGGCGUGAAAAAUGCUUACAGAUUUUACUUGAAAACAAACUUGAAAGCAACCAAGAAGGAAACCCUUUCUCUCCUCUGCACUGUUCACUAAUAAAUGGCCAUGAUGAAGCUGCUAAACUUAUUUUAAAGACUAUUGGCCUAAAAAGUGUCAACAUGCAGGACACAAAAGGAAGAACUCCGCUCCACGCUGCGGCAUAUUCAGGAAACCUCUCAGGGCUGGAGCUGCUGCUUUCCCAGGGGGCAGAGGUCAAUGCUGUGGACCGCAAUGGCUGCUCUACCCUGAUGGUGGCAGCAGAGAGUGGACAGACCAUGGCUGUGGAGUUUUUGCUGCACAAAGCCAAACCCGACCUGACUCUGAUGGACUCCAAUAACAACACAGCCCUUCACUUGGCCUGCAGCAAGGGUCAUGAGAUGUGUGCGUUGUUGAUUUUGGGAGAAAUCAAUGACUCGUCUCUCAUAAAUGCUGCCAACAAUACUUUACAAAUGCCCCUCCACAUCGCAGCGAGACAGGGCCUGGCCACAGUGGUGCAGGUGUUACUGAGCAGAGGAGCCGCUGUGAUGGCCGUCGAUGAAGAAGGUCGUACUCCAGCUCUGGCCUGUGCUCCCAACAAGAACGUGGCCGACUGUCUGGCUCUGAUCCUGUCCACCAUGAAGCCUUUCCCUCCCAGAGAAGCGAUGGUGAACAGCACGCCCCAUUUUAGCCCCAUCCUCAAGAACUGUGGCAUCGCUGCUACCUGAAACACAACGUAACAACUUUAUAAACUUAUUUAAACUUAAGCACAAGCAGGUCUGACCGAGAUGCUACGCUCCCAGGACAAAACCACUGCAGUUAUGUCAAAGGGAUUCUGACCGCUCCCUAACUAGUCUUACUAAUUUUAACCGCUACAUUUUAACUAGUGUUUUCCUGUUGCAUAUUAUAGUGAGAAAGUGGAAAAUUUUAAUAUGAAUGAAUAUUUAAAAAGCACAUUAUUACUAUCCAAAAAGAGAUACAAUACUGUUUUUAUGUUGUUCUAUAUUGACUACAAGGGCAGAAAUACCCAGAGUGCCUUUCCACUGGUUGGCAUUGUGUGUGGUAGUGGGUGGAGCAUUUUUGUUUUGUUAUAGUAAUAAUAAUAAUAAUGUAAUAAUAGUGUAAUAAACAAUGGGACAGCAAGUGAAGGGUUAGCAGGGUUAGCAGGUCUAUGUUGUUGCCUAUUUAUAAGGCCUUGUAAACAAUUUUUAACUAUGAUAGAAGAACAUAUCCUGGUGAAACACUUCCUCAAACUACAUCUCAGGCUAAACUCAGACAGAGCCGUCCAAUCAGGUUUGUUUAUUUCAGUCACACCUGGGAAACGGACAGGUUCAUUGGUCAUCUAUCAGUCAGAACAGAAUCAACGUUUCUCACCUCAGAUUAACAGUUUGUUUUCUGUCUUAUGCGUUUCUCUGAUUGGCUAAUCCACCUGUCAGUCACACCCAUCUGAACUAGAUAUGUAAAGACUGGAGCCAAGACUACAUAUCGUUAGAAGCAGGAAAAGUUAUUGUUCUGGCUGCUACUGCUAUUGCUAUUGCUAUUGCUAUUGCUAUUGCUAUUACUUUUGGAAGUAGACUGAUAGAUGGAUGUAUUUGUCACAUACAACGUUACAAAGACAUUUUAAUAACAUGUACUUAAAUUCAGUUCUAUUCAGUUUCAUUUAAAUAACAUAUUUAAAAACUAGCAGUACAAUAAAAUAAAAUAAAUUAAAACGUACCCACUUUGAACCAGCCCAUGCCAUACCAGUCCAGUGGAAGGAGGCUCUCAUAGCAAUGUCUUUUUAUAUUCACAUUUUAACACAUUUAUCUAUAAAACCCACUAUGUAACAGGUGCUAUUAACACUUAUGCAACUUCCAAGCCUCUAUUUUCUUAGUAUGUACAAACUUUUAACUAUCACCUUGUUUUGAUUGUGACUUCCUGGAUGACUGAGACUCCACAUGUGUAGAAAUGAUUAAUUAACCUAUAUUUUAGUGUCUGUGGAUGCCUGUAAAAGUGUAAAUGCAUUUAUACAUAAGCAUAUAUAGCAGAUCCAAAUCUAAUGUCCAACCUCAGGUGUAUUGUAAUGUAAAAAGCACAAGAACAAAAAAAAAAAUGAAGAAGUUUAUUUUAACGCAGAUAUUUUAGACUGAAGUAACCGACUAUGCCUCUCCAUUUCCACAAUAUAAGAUCCAAGAUUAUUGCACCUAUAUUAUUAUGUCUUUUAACUAUGUUUGGGUUUCAGAUGACAUCGUAACAGUCUGUAGGCCAAUAAUAUCGAAUACUGAUGGGGGCAACUAAAAUAAAUAUUGUGAAAAUGCAGAUAUUGCUGCAGUCAGAUCUAAUUUUUUAAGUUUGUUUGUUAAGUAAGGAAGAAGAAGAAAAAAUCCUUAUACCUUUUCAUAUGCUAAAGCUUUUGAAACCAAUAACCAAAUAAAGAAAGUGAGAGCACCCCAAAAUGUAUUUUACUUGAAAAUUAUUCAAAAACCAAGUAUAUAUCGUGAUUAAACUACAGUGAUUGAAGUACAGUGUGUAACCCAUUAUUACCCACUUCUGAUAGAAACCUGUUUGUUUUGUUGAGUCGAUUGUUUACAACCCAAAGAUGCAAGAAAGUAGUUAAAGGUGCACCUUGUAACUUUUCUCGUGGUGGUCCAACAUUUGCUUGUCUCCAUGGAGAUGGUUUUUGUUUUGUUUUGUUUGUUUUUUGCCUAGAAACUUCCACAGUACUCAUGAGUACCAGCUUCGCGUUUAUAGGUGAUAUUUUAAAAACUUUAUACCAUUCAAAAGAUGUAAUACUUUUGAAUUGCUUAUUGCUAUGGCAUCAGUUUUAAAAUUUUCAUCACUCUGAAUUUUGAAAGUAACAGAUAGUGUUAAACAUAUCUAUCUUGUAUUUUUUCAAGUACUAGUGUUUUUAUAGCUCAAAAAUGCCUUGAUACACAUGCAUUCUUGCUGUGAGUAGAGUCACCUCUCCAGAGAUCUGACCUGUAACUUGGCCUAUAGGGGGUCAUUUCCUUGUCUCCAUGGAGAUGGACAAGUUUAAUGCUAUACUGUGGUACUUUCAAGACAAAAAAUCUUGGCAUCUCUAUGGAAGCCAAUUUGCCAAACCCGACACCUGAAAAGUUACAAAGUGCAGCUUUAAUAUGAUGUUAGAGUAGCUAAUGAAUUGUCUUUGUACUAUGUUUAUGUUAAAAUUGUUAGUAUUAUUUUGGCAUUUCUUUUGAAGGAAUCAAUAGUGCGUGUACGGUAUACUGUGGUUCUCAAACAAACCGUGACUAAGCCAGGAGAAUUCAUAAAAUGUGUUCUCUAACUCAUGGUUCUCAGCUUUCUGUUAUAUGGUGCCACCAGGACGGUUGACCAUUCAAAAUAUUUAAUCUUGAAUUAUUAAUUUCUGUAGAAACUGUCCUAAUUUUUCAUCAUUCUGGACCGAUGGAUACUUAAACUACCACAUCUCGAGAACCACUUUUAUAUCCUGCUUCACACUAUCAGAAAAAAACAUUGUGAUUUUAUAGAACCACUACUAAUUUAAAUGGAACAAUUGUUAUGAAGUUUCUGAAUAGGCCUGUAGAGCAGAGUGCAUGAAUGGUGAUGUGCCUGGAUUGUGAUUCUGAACACAAAGCUGUAGUCUGUACAAUUGUUAAUUUCUGUUUUUAUCUUUUGUUGUUUGUAAUGUGUACACAGAUAAAAUGUUUUCAAUUCUU